AUGUCUUUAGAUACUGUGUCGAUACCGGGCUACACGAUCCAUCGUGACGAGCCCAACGCUCCCUCUGCUCAAGUCGAUUAUUCACAAUAUACUCCUCAUCCGUUAGGCAAGUCACAUCCAAAGCCCUGGGUUUUCAAAGACCAACUCUCGGUGCAGGAAAUUCCUUUCGUGGCCAGACUGAUCCGGGAGUUUGCGGCGCCCAAGAAGCUCAAGUUCAACUGCAUCACGCUCCGUGAACCCCUCAAGAACGAAUAUGCGGCCUUCAAAUCAAAACGAGGGCCGCGGCCCGACCGCCGAGCCUUCGCCAUUGUGAUAGAGCAAGGCGACUCGUGCAAUGUCGCCGAGGUCGUGGUGAAUCUGACCAGGUCGAAAAUCGAGGACUGGAAACCGGUCAGCGACGUGAUGCCCACGCUCACCCUCGAAGAUCUGGACGUCAUGGAGCGAAUCGCCCGCACCGACUCCCGUGUGAUCGAAGCUUGCCGUGGCCUGGGCAUCACCGAUAUGUCCAAGGUCUUCUUUGACGCGUGGGCCAUCGGUGUGGACGAGCGCUGGGGCUUCGAGCGCCGUCUCCAGCAGGGUCUGGCGUACUACCGCAACUCCAAGUUCGACAACCAAUACGCCCACCCGCUAGACUUCUCGGUCACGGCAGACACGGAGCGGGAAGAAGUGCUGAGCGUUGACGUCCGGCUUGUCAACGGCGAGAGAACCCCGAUUCCUCUCGAAGAGCACAACUACCUCCCCGAAUUCAUCCAGAAGGGCUACCGUCCCGACGUCCUCAAGCCCAUCAACAUCACGCAGCCCCAGGGCGUCUCUUUCCGCAUGAGGGGCAACGAGCUCCACUGGGCCGGAUACAAGAUGCACAUCGGGUUCAACUACCGUGAAGGCAUCGUCAUCUCGGACGUCAGCAUGUUCGACCACCACGAACAACGCGACCGGACGCUCUUCAACCGGAUCAGCGUCGUCGAGAUGGUGGUCCCCUACGGCUCACCCGAGCGACCCCAUCACAAGAAACACGCCUUCGACGUCGGCGAGUACGGCACCGGACUGAUGUCGAACUCCCUCAAACUCGGAUGCGACUGCAAGGGGGCGAUCCACUACCUGGACGGCGUCCUCAACACGGGCAAAGGCGAGGCGGCGGUGAUCAAGAACGCCAUCUGCAUCCACGAAGAGGACAACGGCCUGCUGUACAAGCACACGGAUUUCCGAGACGGCACGGUGGUGUCGGCGCGGGACCGCAAACUCAUCGUGUCCCAGAUCAUCACGGCGGCGAACUACGAGUACGGGUUCUACCACACGUUCACGCUCGACGGGACGUACAAGCUCGAAGUCAAGCUGACGGGCAUGCUGAACACGUACUGCAUGCACCCGACCGAGCAGGCGGCGCCGUGGGGCACGCAGAUCGCGCCCAAGCUCAACGCCCAGAACCACCAGCACAUCUUCUCGCUGCGCGUGGACCCCGAGGUCGACGGGCCCAACAACACGGUCGUGCAGAGCGACGCCGUCCCGUCCGACGACCCCGUCGGGUCCGAGGCCAACUACUACGGCAACGGCUUCUACUGCAAGAAGACGCCGCUGAGGACCGCCCUGGAGGGCGCCGCGGACUACUGCCACGAGACGAGCCGGGCCUGGGACAUCGUCAACCCGUCCAGCGUCAACCCGGCGUGCGGGAAGCCCGUCAGCUACAAGAUCAUCAACAACUCGUGCCCCCGGCUGCUCGCCAAGCCCGGCAGCGUCGUGUACAAGCGCGCCGGGUUCGCGAGGAAGACGCUCUGGGUCGUCCCCUACCGGGACUACGAGCUCUUCCCGGCGGGCGACUACGUGUGCCAGUCCGCCGGCGACGAGAACCACCCCUUCAACUCGACCGUCGUCGACUGGGCCGCCAGGGACGAGUCCAUCGAAAACACCGACAUCGUGUGCUACGUCCAGUUCGGCCUGACCCACUUCCCCAGGACGGAGGACUUCCCCGUCAUGCCCGCCGAGCCCGUCAGCGUCAUGCUGCGCGCCGCCAAUUUCUUCAAGAAGAACCCCGGCCUCUGGGUCGCCCCGUCCGCCUUGUGUGUCGAUACCGCGUCCAGAGAUGCGUUUGAUGAGUCGUGUUGUGCCAUGAAACAGCUCAAGCUGUGA
Molecule: messenger RNA, 2124 nt
Organism: Exophiala spinifera
Lineage: Eukaryota; Fungi; Ascomycota; Eurotiomycetes; Chaetothyriales; Herpotrichiellaceae
Exons: 2
Coding region: 1-2124 (707 amino acids)
Biological process (GO): amine metabolic process
Molecular function (GO): copper ion binding; primary methylamine oxidase activity; quinone binding
Source: RefSeq, a predicted model, not a curated record